This is a messenger RNA of Gilbertella persicaria, 750 nucleotides long. RefSeq lists its product as uncharacterized. The record is from RefSeq and is a predicted model, not a curated record. The coding region runs from base 1 to 549 and encodes 182 amino acids. The transcript is spliced from 5 exons. Lineage: Eukaryota; Fungi; Mucoromycota; Mucoromycetes; Mucorales; Choanephoraceae. Gene Ontology annotation, biological process: vesicle-mediated transport; vesicle fusion. Gene Ontology annotation, cellular component: plasma membrane; SNARE complex. Gene Ontology annotation, molecular function: SNAP receptor activity; syntaxin binding.
AUGGGGGGAAAAAAAGGAUUUAAAAAGCGACAAAAACUACUUUUUUCCUUUCCCUUUUCCCUUUCUUUCUCUCUUUUUUCUAAAGUUAAUAAAGAUAAUAAAAUGUCUGCACCCUAUGAUCCUUAUAUCCCUAACAAAAACAGAAAUGAAGAAGGUAACAACAAAACAGCUCGAGUUCAGCAACAAGUAGACGAAGUUGUUGGUAUCAUGCAAGAGAAUAUCGACAAGGUGAUGCAAAGAGGAGAAAGAUUAGAUGAUCUUAGAGGCAAAACAGGUAAAGUUUUUUCAGACUCACAUCACGCUUCUUAUUCACCCACACAAAUAGAGGAUUUACAAGCAACUGCGGGUCAUUUCCGUCGUGGUGCUAACCAAGUGCGUAAGAGAAUGUGGUGGAAGGAUUUGAAAUGGAAGAUUAUUAUUGCUGUUACCAUCUUGGUUAUUCUUGGUAUCAUCAUUGGUUCAAUUGUUGGUACACAGACACACAGCAAUACCACUACUACUACUGUCGUUACUACAACUGCCGCUGCACCAACAGCUACUGGUGCAUAAAAGAAAGAAAAUGCCAUAUACACUAUAUAACUUACUUUAAUCUUCACCUAUUUAUAGUCCCCCUUUACAGUGCCUGCAGCGGUUUUUGUGUCCAUAACUCAAUUGCGGGAAACGAAUCUGCAGAAAUAAAAAACAAAAAAACUGCAAAAAAAAACUUGAAGUGUUUAAUUUAACUGAUAUUACCUUUGUCUAUCAUAAUUU